Messenger RNA from Annulohypoxylon truncatum, 728 nucleotides. RefSeq names its product cytochrome c oxidase subunit IV. Gene Ontology annotation, biological process: mitochondrial electron transport, cytochrome c to oxygen. The transcript has 3 exons. Bases 145 to 657 code for a protein of 170 amino acids. Lineage: Eukaryota; Fungi; Ascomycota; Sordariomycetes; Xylariales; Hypoxylaceae. The record is from RefSeq and is a predicted model, not a curated record.
GCGAUCACUUCUUCUGCUUCCAACCGGCCUCGCGACCGCCUCAAUUGGCUCCCAAUCUCCACUCUUCCGAUCGACUCGCACGCGAUAUACUCGAAUUAUCUGCCCCGUUUUUGAUUUUCUUGUUUUGACGCACAAAAAAUCAAGAUGAUGCGAACACCCGCAACCCCCCUCCUGCGCGGCGCCCUUCGUGCUAGCAGAACGACGACCGUGAUCCCUCGUCGUGCCGCCACCACCCACGCCAUCUCCAACCCGACGCUGGCCAACAUCGAGAAGAGGUGGGAAGGCAUGCCUCAGACCGAGCAGGCCGAGCUGUGGAUGGCUCUGCGAGACCGCAUGAAGGAGAAUUGGGCCGAGCUCACGCUUUCGGAAAAGAAAGCUGCAUACUGGAUCGCCUUCGGUCCUCACGGUCCCCGCGCCGCGCCGCCACCCGAUGAGGGACGCAAGGUCGCCUUAUACACUGCUGUCGGCGUUCUCGCCAGUUUCGUGCUCUUCGCCACGAUGCGGGCGUUCGGCGGCCCCGCCCCUAGCACGAUGACCAAAGAAUACCAGGAAGCCUCCAACGAGUACCUCAAGGCCCAAAAAGCCGAACCCCUCACUGGUCUCUCGUCCGAGGGCUACAGCGGAAAGGGCGUGGUGCAAUCGCCGCCCAAGCACUAGAGCCGGCCGUCCUGAUAUCGUACCUACUCUUAUCCUUUUCCUUUUGUCGUUAGAGAACCGCAAUGCAAGGC